Molecule: messenger RNA, 1402 nt
Organism: Drosophila willistoni
Lineage: Eukaryota; Metazoa; Arthropoda; Insecta; Diptera; Drosophilidae
Gene: Acat2
Product: acetyl-CoA acetyltransferase
Exons: 5
Coding region: 69-1247 (392 amino acids)
Biological process (GO): fatty acid beta-oxidation
Molecular function (GO): acetyl-CoA C-acetyltransferase activity
Source: RefSeq, a predicted model, not a curated record
AAUUUUAGUUUCUAAUUGUUUAUUGCUUAAGAUACACACAGCUAGAUUUUCCACGCCGCCAACAAGCCAUGUCUGACGUGUUUAUUGUUUCUGCAGCCCGCACGCCCAUUGGUAGUUUUAAUGGAACGCUUUCUAAACUGAAAGCCUCCGAUCUUGGGAGUGUAGUGAUAAAAGAGGUGCUUAAAAGAUCCAAUGUAGAGGCUCAUCAGGUUAAUGAGGUCAUCAUGGGUCAGGCGCUGACAGCAGGCCAAGGCCAAAAUCCGGCACGCCAGGCAUCGCUCAAAGCUGGCCUGCCCAUUCAAGUUCCUGCGUUUAAUAUUAACAUGCUUUGCGGUUCUGGACUAAAGACUGUGACUUUGGGUUACCAGGCCAUACGUUCGGGUGAUGCCAGCAUAGUUAUCGCUGGUGGUCAAGAAAAUAUGUCGCUGGCUCCUCACACCAUUUAUCUGCGGCAGGGCGUAAAAAUGGGUCCUGGCACUAUGGUGGACUCUAUGGUUAAUGAUGGCCUCACUGAUGCCAUGGAGAAUAUACAUAUGGGGAUUACUGCUGAAAAUCUGGCAGAUAAAUUUACAAUAAGUCGGGAAGCUCAGGAUGCCUAUGCCGUGGAGUCGCAGAAGCGAGCGGAAACCGCUCAAGUUAAAGGAUAUUUUGACAAGGAGAUUGUUCCAGUUGAAAUUAAGGAUAGAAAGGGUACACAAAUAUUUAGCAAAGAUGAGUACAUCAAAACCGACUGUAGUAUUGAGAGUCUGCAAAAGUUAAGGGCUGUCUUCAAGGAGGGAGGAACCAUCACUGCAGGCAAUGCCUCUGGAGUUAAUGACUCAGCUGCAGCUGUAUUGUUAAUGUCAGGCGAGCAGGUAGCCAAGUCAGGCCAAAAACCGCUGGCCAGGAUUGUGGGCUGGUCUCAAAGUGGCAUCGAGCCAAAUGUCAUGGGUUUGGGUCCCGUUCCUGCUGUGGAAUCUUUGCUCUCGAAAAUUGGCUGGACAAAAGACCAAGUCGAUCUGUAUGAGCUAAACGAGGCAUUUGCUGCUCAGUCUCUGGCUGUAGUGCAGGGCCUUCAACUGGACGCGUCGAAGGUAAAUGUGAAUGGUGGAGCCAUUGCAUUGGGUCAUCCUAUUGGUGCCUCGGGUGCACGUGUCCUAGUUACACUGCUAUAUGCCCUUGAACGAACAGGCGGUCGUCGUGGCGUUGCCUCCCUUUGUAUUGGCGGCGGCAUGGGCAUUGCUCUAGCUGUUGAGCGCGUCAUCUAAAUUAUUUAUUCAUUGUUAUCGUAUUGUAAUGUAUGCCUAUGUGUUAAUUGUGGUCCCGGUAUCCUGUAUUUUUUAUAUGUAUGUGUGAAUUAUUAAGUCUAAAAGUUUAAAUUUAUAUUUUUCAAGUAAAUUAUUUUUCCUGUAUUCAGAUCAUA